AUGAACCAGAAACGAAAUUGGGCCUUUGAUAAUAACAUUCGGCCUUCCUGGAAUGAACUUAAACCUUCGAAGCAUGUUAAACGGGAACGGUCUAAGACCGAAGACACAGAUUAUAUGAAGGUCCCAGUAUAUGUAUCGACGCUAGAACGACUUAAUCGGCCGGUAAUCGAAGAGGGUCGAAUCUAUCCCGAACGCCUGAAGGGAGGAACAGCGCGUAUUUUGGUCCUCCACCCUGGCCCUGCGUCCGAUGAUAUCAAGUGCGACCUGAGACAGAAAGAACCCCUCGCGCAAGCGUCUUUUGAUAAAGUAUUAUCAUAUGAGGCACUUUCCUACGUUUGGGGCAAAGAGGAAGAUCCAGAGUCUAUCAUUCUUUGUAAAUGUCGUUUCGCCGUUACUCGUAACCUCGCAGAAGCCCUUAAACACCUACGACUUCCCAAUUCUGACAGGAUGCUCUGGGUUGAUGCGAUAUGCAUUAACCAAUGCGAUAUAAAUGAAAAGGAAGCACAGGUGGGGUCAAUGCACUGGGUUUACAAACUCGCAGAGAAGGUUAUUGCGUGGUUGGGACCGUCAGACGAUGAUAGCAGUUUUGCUUAUGAGCCAAUGGAUUUGAUUCAGAAGCGCAACAUUACACCAGUAUCUCCGGUGAUCAUGACUCGUAUUAGCAACGAGCAUGCCCGCAACGAGCACGACCCUUUUAGCAAGCUAAUGAACCGGCCUUACUGGUCUCGCGCUUGGGUUGUGCAAGAAAUGAUGUUCGCUCGUUCCCUUGUUAUCCAGUGCGGCUCCGAGGUGGUACCAUAUUCGUCACUCGAGAAAGUCUAUCCCCACAAUCAGCAAGCCUGCAUAGUGAUCGAUUCAGAUAAGAGCGGUCCCAAGCGCAUCCACUUCCGGGGUGAUCAUGAGGUGAGAAUCUUGAGACUGGACUACGAGCAGAUAUGCCCCAAACAAUUUUUGGAUUGUUUCCUAGAUAGGCAAUGCCGCGAAAGACAGGACAACAUUUUCGCCUUUUUAAACCUGUUUAGCGAUGACAUCCAGCAACGAAUACUAGUUCGUUACAAUACUCCACUACCUGAACUUCUUCUUCAUACAGCUCGGGCAAUUAUCGAGUCGACGCGGAGCUUAUACAUCAUCGUCGUCAGGGGGCGUCAGGAGCCUCCAUGUGCUCAGGGAAACGAUAAAUGGCAGCUAGAAAUGCCAUCUUGGUGCCCGUACUGGGCCACGCCGUACAGGGGUUACUCUGUAGAGCCACAGGAUGAGCCAAGCUUGUUUGCAGAGAAAGCUGUCGUAUCCUUUCUUGCGAACGGUAGGCUACGGGUGAAAGGCUUCGUCAUCGGCAGAAUCUCGCGGACGAUUUCGCGCCAUACACCACCCGAAGCCCAAGCGACGCCUUGGUGGGAUCAAGCCGAUAUUAAUCGGGAGUGGGAGCACUACCGGGAGUGCCUGUCUCUUGGUCUAAAUGGUAUGCCAAAAGAUAUACAUACGGUACUAAUGUCCAUAAAGGCCACUACUCGAACUCUUCUUGCCGGUCGAGGCGGGAACUGUAUUGAUGAAGGAUUAAUUCAGAUGUUGGCAGAAAGCAGGACGGUGGAUAUGGGCUAUCCAGAAACAAUCGCCUUGCGUGAGAUCUGGAACAAUAUGAGGUUCCGGUUGGCAUGUUCAUUUCGACUUGGUCGUGCAGCGACUAGAGCACUUUACUCCAGCAAGAUGGCACCGGCUGCGUGGAUCAACCGUAUUGCUCUUGUUCCUCGUACUGUUCUCCGGGGAGAUGCUAUAUGUGCGAUCCUGGGAUGUUCAGUGGCGGUUGUCCUUCGCAGAAGGGGAGAACGCUAUCAUGUUUUAGGAGAGGCGUAUGUUGACACUAGCGCAAUGGGUCCAUUUAAAGUAGCCGUCGGAUUAAGGGACUUUAUACUUGGAUAG
Messenger RNA from Lachnellula hyalina, 1917 nucleotides. Its product is annotated as Heterokaryon incompatibility protein 6,OR allele. The coding region runs from base 1 to 1917 and encodes 638 amino acids. The transcript has a single exon. The record is from RefSeq and is a predicted model, not a curated record. NCBI's taxonomy places the organism in Eukaryota, Fungi, Ascomycota, Leotiomycetes, Helotiales, Lachnaceae.